This is a messenger RNA of Peromyscus leucopus (white-footed mouse), 3072 nucleotides long. It is a transcript of the gene Ankrd13b, whose product is annotated as ankyrin repeat domain 13B. The record is from RefSeq and is a predicted model, not a curated record. Gene Ontology annotation, molecular function: protein binding. Lineage: Eukaryota; Metazoa; Chordata; Mammalia; Rodentia; Cricetidae. Gene Ontology annotation, cellular component: cytoplasm.
CCCCGGGCCCCGGCUCCCGCGCCGUCCCUCCCCGCGGGCCGGGCGCCGCGGCCCCGGCAUGAGGAGCGGGCGAUGAUCCCCGCCAACGCCUCCGCCAGGAAGGGGCCCGAGGGCAAGUACCCGCUGCACUACCUCGUGUGGCACAACCGCCACCGCGAGCUGGAGAAGGAGGUCCGCGCCGGCCAGGUGGACAUUGAACAGCUGGAUCCCCGUGGUCGGACACCCCUGCACCUGGCCACAACACUGGGGCACCUGGAAUGUGCCCGUGUGCUCUUGGCACAUGGUGCAGAUGUGGGCAGGGAGAAUCGCAGUGGUUGGACAGUACUGCAGGAGGCUGUGAGUACCAGGGACCUGGAGCUGGUGCAGCUGGUGCUGCGGUACCGGGACUACCAGCGGGUGGUGAAGCGGCUGGCGGGCAUCCCCAUGCUCCUGGAGAAGCUUCGGAAGGCCCAGGAUUUCUACGUGGAGAUGAAAUGGGAGUUCACUAGCUGGGUGCCCCUGGUGUCCAAGAUCUGCCCUAGUGAUACCUACAAAGUGUGGAAGAGCGGGCAGAACCUGAGGGUGGACACCACACUUCUGGGCUUUGACCAUAUGACCUGGCAGAGAGGGAACCGCAGCUUUGUCUUCAGGGGUCAAGACACAAGCGCAGUGGUCAUGGAAAUUGACCAUGACCGCCGUGUGGUGUACAUGGAGACGCUGGCGCUGGCCGGGCAGGAUCGGGAGCUGCUGCUGGCUGCUGCCCAGCCCACCGAGGAGCAAGUGCUGAGCCGGCUCACUGCGCCUGUGGUCACCACACAGCUUGACACCAAGAACAUCUCCUUUGAGAGGAACAAGACUGGCAUUCUGGGCUGGCGCAGUGAGAAGACAGAGAUGGUGAAUGGGUAUGAAGCCAAGGUAUAUGGGGCCUCCAACGUGGAGCUCAUCACCCGGACACGGACAGAGCAUCUCUCAGAACAACACAAGGGCAAGGUCAAAGGUUGCAAAACACCUCUGCAGUCUUUCUUGGGAAUUGCCGAGCAGCAUGGGGGCCCCAAAAUGGGGUGAACCCUGAUCACCCAGACCCUGAGCCAGGCCAAUCCCACUGCCAUCACUGCAGAGGAAUACUUCAACCCCAACUUUGAGCUUGGCAACCGGGACAUGGGUCGUCCCAUGGAGCUGACCACAAAGACACAGAAGUUCAAGGCCAAGCUGUGGCUGUGUGAGGAGCAUCCCCUGUCCCUGUGUGAGCAGGUGGCUCCCAUCAUUGACCUCAUGGCUGUCAGCAAUGCACUUUUUGCCAAGCUCCGGGACUUCAUCACGCUGCGCCUGCCUCCUGGCUUCCCGGUUAAGAUUGAAAUCCCGAUCUUUCACAUCCUCAACGCCCGCAUCACCUUCGGGAACCUCAAUGGCUGCGAUGAGCCGGUACCCUCAGUGCGCAGCCCCAGCAGUGAGACCCCUUCCCCGGGCAGCGACUCCUCCAGCGUCAGCAGCUCCAGUUCUACCACCUCCUGCCGCGGCUGUGAGAUCUCCCCGGCGUUGUUCGAGGCCCCCCGUGGCUACAGCGUGCUGGGUGGCCAGCGAGAGGCUGCGACUCGCGACGAAGAUGAUGACCUGUUGCAGUUUGCCAUCCAGCAGAGCCUGCUUGAGGCGGGCAGUGAGUAUGACCAGGUCACCAUCUGGGAGGCGCUAACCAACAGCAAGCCAGGCACCCACCCCAUGUCCUAUGAAGACCGCCGACAGGACAGGAGCGCCCCACCCACGCCGCAGCGCCAGCCCGUGGCCCCGGCACCAGUGCCCAGCCCUCGGCCCAGCCCAGGUCCCGGCUCCAGCAGCCACGUGUUCCGGAGCUACGACGAGCAGCUGCGGCUGGCUAUGGAGCUGUCGGCCCAGGAGCAGGAGGAGAGGCGGCGGCGAGCGCGCCAGGAGGAGGAGGAGCUGGAGCGGAUCCUGCGGCUCUCGCUGACCGAACAGUAGCGUCCCCUGCCGGGACCCUCACCCACUCCAUGCAGGACCCGGGUCUGCGCAGCUGCCGAGCUGCUGCUGGAGCCUGGAGCCACGGCGUCGGCGGCGUAGCGGCGCACCAGGCUUGAGAUGCCAGGGGUUUGAUACAGGCGUGGGGUAACUUGCCAAGCCAGAGCCCCGGAGGCACGGCUGUGCUCCCGGCUUUACUGUGCGGUGGCCCCUCCUCCGCUUCUCUGGGCUCCGAUCUGCCCAAGGGCGGAGACAGGUGGUAUUGAAAAGGAAAUGAAUCCUUGAGAGGAGCACCGUCCUGGUCCCUUGCUCCUUCUGGCUGCUCCUCUCUCUUGCUCACUGACCCCUCUCCAGGACACUGCCCCUCAAGCCUUCGCAUCUCAGCUCUUCACCCCCGGGAGGCAGCUGAUUGCCCUGCCCUGCGUGCUGUGUCGCUGCUUCGUCCCAGACACAAACCAGCACAUCAAGGGCCCAGCCCCUCCCCACCCCGGCAUUUCAGCGUCAAGUGCACUUAGCGGGGUGCCCAGCUCCCCCAGCUCCCACACCUGUCCUGUGUCUCAGGGUGGUCCCAGCUUCUCCUUAGGCAGCCAGAAAUCGGAGUCCCCAUGCCCGCAGCACGUUUUUAUUGUGAUCAGGGAGUGUGUCUAAGGUGCCCCCUAGUCUGGGCAAGGCCUGAUUCCCUCCUGGUGCCUUGGGGAGUAGGGGCAGCGUAUUGGCUUGGGGGCGAGCGUCAGACCCGACACAAAGGCAUUGAUCGGGGCCCUGGCACCACCAUCACCACCCACCCCUCCCUAGCAGCUGCUGCUGGCCCUCUGGUCGUGCACCCCUUUUGCCCCCAUCCAGGGGCCGACUAACACCCUUUAUCCAAUGGUGCUAACCCCGGCUUUCCCUGUUCUGCCCUACCCACAUAAAGAAGCACAGGCUGCCCCCUGGGCAGGGGCCCGCCGCACACCCUUUUCCUGGGGCCACCUUCUGGCUGGCUUCUCUGCCAGGGGCUCAGAAAGGGGCACAAAAGGGGGACAAGAAAAGAGCAACAAAGUGAAGCUGUUCUUCCUAUUCCCUUCCCUGAUGCCAGGGGCACCAGACUGAUUCUGAGGCACAAAAUAAAGAGGUUUCAAACCA